CGCCGCCUGCCUGGCCCGCGCCUUCCCCGGGGCCGCGGCGGGGCCGCGCCGCCUCCAUCGCCGCCUAUUUCGGGGCAGAGGCGGCGGGGCCGCUCGGGCGGGCGGCAGCUCCGGUCUGAGGCUUGGAUUUGCUCUGGAAGUAACAGAGCAGCUGCUGCCUCACUCUGUCUACAAGCAACUUUUAAUCUAGGAGUGUUAUUACAAUCGGGGAAAAAAAGGUGAGGAGCUGUGACAGGUGUGAAAUAUCCCAGCCUUAGAAACCUGAGGGAAGACUAUGCUUCUAUAAUCAAUAUAAAGGAGACAAGUAUCUCCAUACCUACCAGGGAACGGGAGACUUUGCUCUGAAGUAACUGAUAAACAAGUGUAAAGCAUGAGGAUCAACUCUGCUAUUCAGGCUGCUAUUGACCUCACAGCAGGUGCUGCAGGUGGGACAGCCUGCGUGGUGACUGGCCAGCCCUUUGACACUGCAAAGGUGAAGAUGCAGACAUUCCCCAGCAUGUACAAAGGACUUGUGGACUGCUUUGUGAAAACCUAUAAGCAAGUGGGGUUUCGAGGCUUCUACAAGGGAACCACACCAGCACUUGUAGCCAACAUCGCAGAGAACUCCGUUCUGUUCAUGUGCUAUGGAUUUUGCCAACAAAUCGUGAGAAGGAUUGUUGGAGUAGACAGGAAAACAAAGCUCAGUGAUCUACAGAAUGCUGCUGCAGGCUCCUUUGCCUCUGCCUUUGCCACCCUUGUCCUCUGUCCCACAGAGCUGGUGAAGUGCCGGCUACAGGCCAUGCAUGAAAUGCAGUUGUCAGGAAAGAUAAUCCAGGGCCAUAAUACAGUUUGGUCAGUGGUGAAAGGUGUCAUCCAAAAGGAUGGUCCCUUGGGAUUUUAUCGUGGCCUGUCAAGCACUUUGCUGCGGGAAGUCCCAGGCUAUUUCUUCUUCUUUGGAGGGUAUGAACUGAGCCGGACAUUCUUUGCCUCUGGGAGAUCAAAAGAUGAAUUAGGUCCCAUUCCUUUGUUASUAAGUGGAGGUUUUGGAGGCAGCUGUCUGUGGAUUGCUGUGUAUCCUGUGGACUGUGUCAAAUCUAGGAUUCAGGUUCUUUCAAUGGCUGGAAAACAGACAGGCUUUAUGGGAACGUUUGUAACUGUUGUGAGAACUGAAGGUGUACUUGCCUUGUAUUCUGGACUAACACCAACUAUGAUCCGUGCAUUUGUGGCCAAUGGGGCACUGUUCCUUGCCUACGAAUAUAGCCGGAAACUUAUGAUGAAACAAAUAGAUUCUUACUGAUACCUUMUAGCAGAUGAAGAACAAGAGAUUGUUUAAGGGUCAUUUAAAUAAAUGAUGAAAAACACAUAGAUCACAUGAUGGUCUGAGCAGAACCAAAUCAGUGACCUAAUUUUAGGAACUCAGCUCCUGUCUAGGAUUUGUAAUUUUUUUAAAAACAGGUGAUUUGAUGGAGGUGUUUACAUGUCGCUUGAAUUGCAGAAGCAGAACUAUCUCCAUCUUACACAUUCUGCACUAGGUACAUUGCACAUCAUAAAUGUCUUUCCUGACCUGUAAUGGUGCUAAAAAGAUUUACGUUGACCUGUAGGGUUUAAUGUAAUAUGCAACAGUAGGUUGUGAUUUGUCUAUGGCAAAGCACUGGUUUUAAAACUGCUGCAGUGCUGACCUUUUGCAGUUGUUGCCGGUGUCUGACUCAAAAUAACAUCAGUCUUAUCUAAUCUUGUUGAUUAUAGAUUACUUGGACAUAUCCCUCACCUAGGGAGACCUUUCCUUCUCCAGCUAGGCCAUGUCCUUCUCCACCUCUUUGCUGCUCUAUGACUUGCCAAGAUCAUGGCAGAGGGUGUCUGACUUACAUACACUAUCCUAGUGAAUGGGUUUGAAGUUAAAAAUUUGCUAACCGAUUAAAAAUAGGAAACGUUCAUCCCCUACCUUCUAUGACUCAGAGCCUGAGAUAUGCCUGCAUUUUUGAUAAAAGAAGCACAGUAACAAUAAGGAGGCUAUGCAGGAUUUUAUUAUUUUCUAAAUGGAGUAUGCUAAGCACCACUUAACAUAAGGGACGCUGCUGGAAAUAGCUGCUGGCUUUGAGCACAGAAUUGUAACUUUGUGCAGGUUCUUGCCUAAGUCACCUUGGCAUGAAUGAGGCCACAUGCUGGAAGGACAGGAAGCUGAAGAGGAACAGAAAGCCAGAACUGAGUUGGUAAAGGCAAUUGACACCAUGGUCUCUAGCGUAGCAGAGUCUUUUUGGGACUGGAGUCUUGGCAYUUGCUGUGCCUCUUCAGCUGAGUGAAAAAAGCUCAUAUGACUGGAAAGCCUGUAUCACGUUCAGGCCUGGAGGGCAUGCCCGCCUGGUCAUAUUACUUGAUUAAAUAUGCAGUUMGUCAGUAUUACCCAAAAUGAUGCAGUGACACCUCUUUCCCAAUGCCAUUUUUGUUCUUCAAGUAGAAUAUUCUUGUAAACAUGCUCUGCCUUGUAGGAAGCAGCUACUGCCUUAUCCUUGAAUAAGUCAAAGCAGGUCUUAGAACGGCACAAACUUGGCCUGUAGUUGUACAGAGAUGCUGCCUGGAUGCUGCAAGUGCAACCUCCCAGUAUGGGGGGCACAGACAGAGGACUUUGACCCACUAAGAUCAUCACAGCUACAUAGAGAGUAGCAACUUGUCACAGCAACCACAUUUGUCAGUGACAGAUAACAUUCAAAUGAGUUGGAACAGCCUAGUUUUGCAUAGUACAGCUUCCCUUCCAGAUCCCAUAAACAAAAACAAACUUUGAGUGUAGAUGAAAUCACCUCAAUACCUGCAAUCUCUUGCAGUAGAAUCAGAGUGCACUUAAACUGGCUCAUUCCUUGCAUUGUUGCAGACUCUUUGAUGGUAGGUUGUUGCUGCAGUUCCACAAAAUCUUGCUCCUCAGCCUCCAAGUGCAGAAGGAACAAUUGAUCCCCCUUUCACACACCAUGAGAAAAGGCAGUUAARGCAGGGCAUAGGUGAAGAAUCUUCAGUGUCUAUUAUACCAAUUCACUUUGAUUGACUGGUACACACAAGGGGCAGCAAUACUCURCACUGCCAGUACUUGAAAAGGAAUUUAUAUCAAAUGUUUAAAUCAUUCAGGGAGGAGGAUGAGGCUUUAAGAGUUGUUAGACUUCCCGUCUUUUCAAAGUUGUCUAGCUAAGAGAAAUAGUAUAUUUGUACAUGUUUCUAGUAGUCAUUAAAAGGUGACGACUGACUCCACAUCAGCAAAAUACUUCAAUCUAUUUCUUAGAUUUGUCUUUGCUUUCAUUUUUUAAAGCUCAUGGUUGCAGUUUUUAAUACAAAAGUUGAAGCUUCAAGAGAAGCAGGAUAUUUAAAACAACCUAUAGCAAGAAGCUGGUGGCAUUUUUGAGAGUUUACCUUCUGAAGUUAAUGUAAGCAGUAAUUUUUCCAUUCAGAGCUGCUUAAGCUGUACACAUGUAUCAGCUGUCCAGCUAAAAACUUCAUAAUGUUGGUAUAGGAAUUCACAGAAAUAAAGUUUCAUUUGAUUAA
Malurus melanocephalus (red-backed fairy wren) is the source of this 3504-nucleotide messenger RNA. RefSeq names its product solute carrier family 25 member 15 (gene SLC25A15). Lineage: Eukaryota; Metazoa; Chordata; Aves; Passeriformes; Maluridae. The transcript is spliced from 9 exons. Bases 371 to 1276 code for a protein of 301 amino acids. Gene Ontology annotation, molecular function: L-ornithine transmembrane transporter activity. Gene Ontology annotation, biological process: mitochondrial L-ornithine transmembrane transport. The record is from RefSeq and is a predicted model, not a curated record.